CUGCCCCCUUCCGGCUCACCCGGCUUCUGUCUGCUGUUGCUCCCUGGUGCAGAAUAGAGAAUCAGCGCGUAACGACGUCUUCCUCUCCCUCUCGUGUGAAUAGGUGCAGCCUGACUGGUAACCCGGAGCCCGUGGCCUGCUGCAGAGGUGAAGGGACACGGCUGUUUUGUGCCUUACUCUGCUUUGUUCGACGUGUAUUGCCUGACUGGACCUACGGUACUCCUGCAAAGCUUGGUGCUACUCACCGCUGCUUGGCUGUAUGAGCUUUUGCCCUGCUUUGCGCUGUGAAUACUUUGCUUACUGGCCCAAUUUGUUGGCACGUGAUUUACCUUUAUAACUGCAUGCUAAUGGAUUCUUUUGCAUGCUCUUGACAUGAACUGGCAUGUGGACGCCUUUUAAUGAUUAUGCCUAUGGGGUUUGGGGAGGCUAUCGAACCAUUUGAGUUACAGUUAACCUUUCAGUUUUGUUAAUCAUUUGGUUUGUGUUUGUAACUCCAUUGAUUAUUUCUUUUGGGGUUUGUUUUGGUAAUUUCUUUCUUUUGGGGUUUGUUUCUGAUUAUUUCUUCUGGGGCUUAUCGCUAAUUAUUUCCUUUUGGGGUGUAUUUGUGAUUAUGUCUUUCUGGGGUCUGAUUUGAUUUAUUUGGGGGUUGGAUUGUUUCUUUGAGUGAAUUGAACCGUUGGGAUAGUGGGAAUUUAGUUAUUUAUGUUAAGGUAUCUUUGAGUUAAUCUUUUCUUUUGUAAAUUGAAUGUUUGGAGUUACUUUGGUUAUGUUGUUUCCCACCUAUUAGUUAAGGUGAUUAGUUAUUCCCCUUAAUUGAUAGUUUGGUUAAUUUUGUUUAUUGAGUUCUUUUUUUUUCUUCAUUGAAUCACUUUGGUUUUGAAACCUUGUGUUAUUUUGUAUUCUGUUUGUUGGCCCAUCUAAUUUACUUUUUUUCCUUUCAGAAGCUGAGAGCCACAGGUGGAGGAGUUGGUGUCCUGGGUGGUGGUGUCCCCUUCCUGGUGUGCUGUGUUUCCCUGGUUAAGCUUCCCCCUUCACGCCCGUGAGAGUGUGUGUGUUUGGCACGAGCGUCUGGGGUGAUUUGAGGUAGUUUCUUUUGUUUUUGGGAUCCCCCCUCCCUUCACGUCAGCCCCUUCCACCCCUGGUAGCCUCAGUUUCUGUUUGGUCUUAUUUUCCCCCUUCCCCCUUUUUUAUAGCUCUUAGUUACUUUUACAUAUUGCUACACAUUUGUAAUAAAGAAUAUUUUUAUUGACUGGAACCACGUCUCCUGUCUGCUCAGUACGAAUCUGUGCCCUUACUGUGAAUCAGUUAAUUCCUUGGGUGAAAUUCCCAAGGUGGCGUUGUUGGUUUUAACCCUUAUGGUAAUCGUGAAGUGGAAUCAAUUGCUGUAUAAACUCUCACCCCUGAGUUGCCACACUAGGAUGUGUCACCAAAUCAACCAGAUUGACGCCUGCAAUUGUUUACAUCACAUUAAUCACAGUGCAGAUACACCAUCAAGAUGAAAUACUCCAAAAUUUAGUUAUGGGAAUCUAACUGCGUUUUCUGAGAAUAGCUCAACGUUUUACGGUGACGUGGCUUGAAACUGGUUCUGCUGUGUCUGGACAUUAAGGUUAAGACCAAGAAUUAAUCUGAAAUCAAAUAUUUUAGGGGUGAAAGUGGGACAAAUAACGAGCAGUGUUUUCUUCUGUAGAAGUUAGUAGAGCUUACACUUUUUUCGGCAAUAACUGGAAACUUAAGGUUAUUUUUUUUAAUUUGAUAAGUUUUCUUGCCUGUUUUCAGGCUUUGGCAGGUGGCAGAGGUGUUCACUGAGCCCACAUGUGUGUUUGCAAACAAAAUGUAAAACUUAAAGAAAAUGUACAGUAACUGCAAAACUGUUUCUUAGUCCAAAGCUAUUUCAAGAAAAAUCUUAAUGUAGUCACUUUUUUUUUUUAACUAAAGUCGACCGAAAAUACAGCUUUACCCCUUCUUCCACCUAUCAACAGGCUCACAGCUUCAGUACCGUAAAACUAGGAUCUCUCUUUUUUCACACAGCGCCACCCAGUGAAGUGAAUGAGCAUCACAAUUAAAAAAAUUGGUCAGAGUUCAUAGUGGGCAAUCUGUAAUCAUGAUAAUAAGCUCAUUAUCAGGUAAAAUAAAGAUGAAAUCAUAUUAGGCCAGCUUUGAGAGGUCGUAGAGACACAUUAAUAAUAAUGUCUUUAACAGUCAUUAUAAUUCAAUAUGCAAUAAAUAUCUUGAUGACUAUGGUAAAAAUAACAAUGAUGGUGAAAACAUUUGUUAUAAAAAUGGUGAAACAAUAGUACAGAUUAUAACACAAUAACAUCAGGUUGUCUGUAUAUCUGUACCAAAAAGGCAAAUAUCUGUACAACUCGAUAGAAAUACUAGUCUAUAUGUGUCUUACUUACCUAAAUAUCAAAAAUAUGGAGGCAGUGAUCAUAUCAUAAUGAAAAUAAGAAAAUGUUUUUGGUUGGAUAUAUAGAAAUGAGUGUAUGUAAAUAUCUGUGUAUACGUUUUUGUGUGUACAGUUGUAUUUAUGUAAAUAUUCAGAUAACAUAUCUACAUCAGUAUCAUAUCUAAAGCUGUGUAUAACAGAUUAUGGCAGCUAUACAGAUGUCCACAUUUAAUGAUUUAAGUGUAUGUGUAUGAGGUAUAUGUGUAUGUGUAUGUAUACAUGUAACAUAUCAUACAAUAACAAUGUACGAGUCAAAUGUUUUCAGGAUUACGCUUAAUACUCCAGUAAUAUAAUUAUGCACAAUUGCUCUUUCCUUUCCUAUCUCUCUCUUUCUCCUUCUAGUGUUUUCUUUACUCUGGUUUUGUUUUGUUUUUAUAAUUUUUCCACCACUCCUUGUUCUGCAAUAAUCAAUUCAUCACAUGGUGAAGUUUACCCCAUUAAUUGCGUAUUUGGCAGUCCCCAUAAUGACGGCUCUCAAAUGUCAAAGAAAAAGUGAAAGUGAAAGUAUCUUUGUUCCGGUCAUCCAUUUUGUGGGUGCUGCUGCAAAACCACCAACGAUUUUCUUUAAAGGAAAAAAUCAAACAAUAAGAAUCUUCUUUUAACCACAAGAUGGAAGAAGAAGUUGCUGACAGGAAGAGGAAACGUCCUGACUCUUUGACAUCUGAUGACUCCUUUGAGAAGCCAAACGGUUCCUGUGUUGAUCCAUCAGACGGUUCUCAGAUGGGUGCAGCGAAGUUAACAGAUCCACACUUACUCCAAAGGAAGACAUCAACAUCUCCAAGUCUGAUCUCUUUGAAGAAUGAAUCCAUGUACCAUCCUGUGUCUUUUCAUGGUGAAGUAAAAGCAAGACAAGAGAUAGAGGAGCCGAAGAGCGGGGAAUGUGAUGAUACUCUUGUCAAAAUUGCCAGAAACCAGGAAGUUGAUAAAGAUCAAGAAGGGGAAAACCAAAUUUUGAAAAGAAAGGAAAUGUUGAAAAAAGUGAUGCAAGACCAAUUCAGCAUGAUGCACGAAGGCCUCGGUAACCAGCAGAGCUCACUAAAGAGUACCUACACAAAACUCAGCAUCAUCGCUGGAGGGAGUGGAGAUCCACAUCCUGAACAUGUGGUCAGACAUGUCAAACCUAAGCUGGAAAGACGGUCUUCAGAACAACUGGUCAAACUCAGUGAAAUCUUCAAAGCUCUGCCUGGACAAAGGAAAGAAAACAGGAUGGUCCUGAUGAAGGGCGUGGCAGGAAUUGGAAAAUCGUUUUCUGUGCACAAAUUCAUUCUAGACUGGGCCGAAGAGAGAGCAAACCAGCACAUCGAUUUCAUUCUCUGUCUUGCUUUCAAAGAGCUCAAUUUAAGUAAAGAAGACAAAAGUCUUCAAGAGCUUUUGAGGGAAUUUCAUCCUAUACUCCAUGAUCUGGGCGAUUCAGAGGAUCUCAUGAAAGCCAGAGUCAUCGUGAUCCUGGAUGGCCUGGAUGAAAGUCGGUUUGAGCUGAACUUCAACAACAACAAACCAGUAACAUCUGUGGGUGAAGUCACAUCGGUGGCUAAUCUCAUUACAAACCUCAUCCAAGGUAACCUUCUUCCGGAAGCUAAACUCUGGAUAACGUCCCGUCCAGCAGCAGCUGACCAGAUCCCUGCAGAGUUUAUUGACAUGGUUACAGAGAUCAGAGGGUUCACUGACCCCCAAAAAGAAAAGUACUUCAGGAAGAGGUUCAGUCAUGACUUGGGCCUUGCUGACAGAACAAUUUCACACAUUCGUUCAUCACAUAGUCUCGACAUCAUGUGUCAGAUUCCGAUAUUCUGCUGGAUUUCUGCUGAAUUAUUCCAGGAGACCUUUGGAGGAGACAAAAAGGCUGAAAUCCCUCAAACUCUCACAGAGAUGAUGGCACAUUACCUGUUUGCCCAGAUAGAACGCAGAAAUAGAAAAUAUCAUGAGAGGUCAGAGGAAAACCGAGAGCAAUUACUGACGAAACACAAAGACUUCCUUCUGAAACUUGGCAAACUUGCAUUCAUCCAGCUGCAGAGGAACAACCUCAUCUUCUACGAUGAAGACUUUGAGGACUGUGGCAUCGACCUGAAAGAGGCAACCCUCUACUCUGGAUUUUGUUCAGGAGUGCUAAGAGAAGAACAGGUCUUUUCUCAGAAAAAAGUCUUCUUCUUUGUGCACCUGACCAUACAGGAGUUCUUUGCAGCGCUUUUUGUCUACAACUGUUUGACAAACCAGAAAACAGAAGAGCUCAGAGACUUCCUUAAUUUGCAAGAUAAAGAACACAACUUAGUUGAUCUUCUGAAGAUGACAGUUGGGAAAGUUCUGGAGAAGAAGAACGGCCUCCUGGACUUCUUCAUGCGCUUCCUCCUUGGCCUCGUGGUUGAAGCCAAUCGAAGAAUUCUUCAGGGUCUGCUCACAUCACCAGACCCAAGCCAAGAUACUGAAAAGAAAAUCUUGGGUCACCUCAAAGCAAUACAAAGGAAGACCCUGACUCCAGACAGCUGCAUCAGCCUCUUCCAGACCAUGGUUGAGAUGAGGGACCACAAAGUCAAAGAUGAAAUCCAGGAAUAUCUCAGAUUCCCUGAACGUUCCAAAACAGAGCUGACUCCUCUGCACUGCUCCGCGUUGGCCUACAUGCUGCAGGUGUCAAAGAAUGAUCUGGAAGAGUUUGACUUAAAGAGCUACAACACGACGGAUGAGGGAAGAAGGAGACUUAUACCAGCAGUGACAAGCAGCAGAAAGGCUAUACUAGCAGACUGCAAUAAGACCACAGAUUGGAUCGAGCCCCUAGCCUCUGUUCUCAAGUACUCCUACUCUGCUUUGAGAGAUUUGGAUCUCAGCAACGACGACCUAGAAGACUCUGGAGUAACACUGCUAUGUGAUGGACUCUCAAGUGAAUCCUGCAAACUGAAAACACUGAGGCUGUCAGGCUGUCAGAUCACAGAGGAAGGAUGUGUUUUUCUGGCCUCGGCUCUGCAGUCCAAUCCAUCCCACCUGAUAGAGCUGGACCUGAGCUACAAUAACCCAGGAGAAUCAGGACAGGAAGUCCUCUCUGAGCUGUUGAAUGAUCCCAAAUACAAGCUCAGCAAACUCAGCGUUGACCAUGGUGGAAGCCAUAGGAUGAAACCAGGCCUUAAAAAAUAUGCUUGUGAGCUGACGUUGACCUCAAAUGGAGACUAUGAGAACCUCAUUUUCUCUGAAGAGAACAGAAAGGUCACCUGGAAAGACAACGAGCAUCUGUACCCCCAUGACCAAAGAAGCUUGGAUCACUUCAUACAGGCGCUGUGUGAACAGGGGCUACAUGGGCGCUGCUACUGGGAGGUUGAGGCGUCCGGACCAGUGAGUGUAGGAGUCAUAUUAAAAGAGGACAACAAAGAAAGUAUGGAUCAUGUCUGGAUGGGGAACAACGAAAAGUCUUGGUGUCUGGUUUGUGGAUAUGAUGGUUAUUAUAUUUUACACAACAAUGAGAGAGUAGACAUGCCCAAACUUGGAUGGAGAUCCAGUCGGGUUGGGAUGUAUCUGGAUUGGUCAGCGGGAAGUCUGUCAUUUUAUAGAGUUUCCUCUGACAGUUGGGCCCACCUCCAUACCUUCAAAGCAACGUUCAAUAAGCCCGUUUACCCUGCUGUUGACCUUCACCCUCAGUCUUCUGCUGUCUUUUGUCAGCUUAAUUAAACAAACUGUCAAUGCAUAAAUGUUAGCCUCAACUGAAAUAUAUUGACGAAACAGGCAAAAAAAUAGAGCAUUUCCAAAAUUAAAUUCUAAGCUGUUGCAUGUACACAGAUACUCUUAUCACUUUAGGACUUAAAACAUAACAGCAAUUUGUUUUUAAUUGUCAAAUUUGCCAUGCCAUUGUUUGAUAAGAAAAUUUUGGACAUCUGUUGUGAUUUUCACAAUGUUUUACUCUAGUUUGACUAUUAUGAUGAGGCAUUUCCCAGGGUAUACCUCGUAGAGAUGAGGGUUUGAUUCUGCCCAUUAAGGAUGGCUCUUGUUGAUACCAUAAUUUUGUCCAGUAUUUGUUUUUAAAAAAUCACUGUACAUGGGAUUAGCAUGCUUAUGUUGGGCCCUCAUGGGAUACCCAUCAAGGGCAGCCAAUCCAUAUAAAUGUUAGGAGAAAGCACCGUGUUAGGGUUGAGGUAUUUCACGUGCAUCUUAAAUUACAGAAAGGAAUCAUUAGAUUGAUAAGAAAGUGGUAUCUAGUUGUAGAAGCUUAGCUGGACUAUGUUUUCACCUAGCUUGGUGUUUAAUUUUAAAUUUGUAAAAUCAAAAUGUUGAGAAAUGAAAUACAAAUUUGGUCCCCCCACUCUAGAUGGUUAGGGUUAGAGGUCGGGGGCAGGUUAGGGGUUGGGGAAAGAUGUUUCACAUUUUGGUUUCCAGCAAAUCCAGUGAAGAAAUGCUAACAACUACUGUGGUUUGCCCGUUAUCAGCAGAGGUUUUACAGCAUCUUUAGACAUAAACUGAGUUCUCCAAGAAAAACAGGGCCUUGAAAUACACAAAUACACAGGCAAGAAUACUCAAUUUUUAUCUUUUCUCAGAUCUGAUUUUUUUGUUUGGCUGUUCACACUGCAGUCAAAUUCCAAAGUAUCAGAUACAUAUCUGAUUUAGACCGACCUAUAAAAAUGGCCUGAAUCUGAUUUGAAAAGAUCAUAUUCAGUGUGACUUGUGCUAUUCAUACUGUCAGAUAAAGGCCAAAAAAAAAACAGAUUUGGGUCCAUUUUAAAGGGAUAUUUCAGUAUUUUUUAAGUUGGAUUGAAUAAGGUACCUGGCACUAGUAGUAGCACGGGGAACGCUUGGAGAGGCUGGGCUAUGCAGCUACUGAAAGACACAAUGAAAUUGUGUGAUUUAUGCUUUAUACAGGGGUUUUGUUGACAUGUAACCUCUUUGAUUCUGAAUACUGUGCUGACUAUAUUUCAUUUUAGGCCCUGUCCACACAGAGACGAAUUCGGGAGUAUUUUGUCGUAUUGGCGUUUCAUCCACACAGAGACGAAUUCGGGAGUAUUUUGUCGUAUUGGCGUUUCAUCCACGUGGAAACGGCGUUUUGGUAGACAGCAAACGCUACUUUUUGAAACCGGGUCCUACUGUGAACAGAUCUGUAAAUGCUUACAGCCAACCGCAUCUUUCUUGAAACGAUUACACCAAACAUAGCAUAGCUCACUUCAGCCACAUUGGCGAGUCAUGCCAAAACAACAAUGGCGGAUUACAGGGUUGUGUUCAUGCUGCAGAAGCUACUGAGCUUAUUAUGGCUUCAACAGCAAAAUCUGACGCUCCUUUACACUAAUGUUCUCUAAUCCACUGUGGAGAACAACCAAGAGGGCAACUAGAAGAAAGUCUGAGGCAGUUUUCUGUGAUCUUCUUCUCUCUUUUAGUGCAUUUCGGUUGAUUUCAGUCAUUUUCAGUGGUUUCGUGCUUAUGCGGAAAUUUUCUGAAACGAUCCCAUGUUUAUGGAAAAUGGAAAUAUAUCAUUUUCGUCUCCAUGUGGACAAGGCCUUAGUCUUUGAGUGUAUCUUUAUAGCUGAGUUAACCUAUUAUACCUCUUUAUACGUCUACCAUAUAGAAGUAAAAGCUGCAUAAAUCCCCUAGCUCAGUGGUUCUCAGUAGGUGGGUCAGCACCCAAAAGAGGGUCCCGAAGCUCUUUCAGUUGGGUCAGGAAAACAGUCUAUGAACAGACACACUAAAGCCGGGUGUACACUGUGUGAUUUUCCUGCGAUUCAGCCACAAAUUUGGACUGAGAGUCGGAUCGGGCAUCAUUUCUUGUGCUGUGUACAGGGGAAUACGACGGCUGACCACAGCCCGUCGUACGACCGUACCACCUGCUCCCGACUGGUCGUGAGGAUUUCUGGCACAUUUGAUAUUUUGAUCGUAUACGGCUCCAGACACUUAACAGUGAGAGCAGAAACGUGAGCAGAAUAAACAACUUUGGGGGAUUGUUUUCCUUUGUAAUGUUAGACAAUGUCCUAAAUUAAUGACAAGAGCUGGAAUGACUUUCUUUGCGUCGCAAAGUAUGAAAUCACAUUCUGCCACGACUAUCAUAUGAUCGGCUUGAAAUCGCACAGUGUAUACCCAGCUUUAGUGGAUCUACAGUAAAUUCGUACAUGAAUACAUUUUUAGGUUUUCCUAUGAUAAGCAAAUUUACUUGUUUGUCUCAAUACUUCUACUUAUCUCCUUUUUUUUGGACAACACAGCUGGUGUUCCUAAGAUAAUGAGGAAAGACCCAGAGAAAUUAGGCUUUCUCUGGGAAAUAGAGUAAACCAAGAUAAAUGCACAGACAUUCCUUUGUAAUGAUGAGCAUGUUAAGCAUGCUUUUUCAUCCUGUCUUUUUGUUCAGUAUGGGUUUUAUUUCCAUGGUACAAUGUCCAUUUUGACUAAAUAGAGUUGUUGAACAUUUUUAAAAAAAGAACCUGGGUCGCUGAUGCCCAACCAGUUGAGAACCACUGCCCAAAGCUAACACCUAGCUCUUAGCUUACCCAAAACAAAUCCCUGGCAAUAUGUUAUUAUUCACACAAGUUUUGUUUGCUGUUACAUAAAUAUUUAUGGUUAUAGUUACCAGUUUAUUUAUUUCUGUGCACACUUUAAGUAGCUGAAGUAUAUUAACUGUGUGAAGGACUGUCUUUUUAAUGUUGGAGGCUGAUACUGU
Messenger RNA from Cheilinus undulatus (humphead wrasse), 9053 nucleotides. Its product is annotated as protein NLRC3-like. The coding region runs from base 3056 to 6094 and encodes 1012 amino acids. The transcript has 11 exons. The record is from RefSeq and is a predicted model, not a curated record. NCBI's taxonomy places the organism in Eukaryota, Metazoa, Chordata, Actinopteri, Labriformes, Labridae. Gene Ontology annotation, molecular function: protein binding.